Molecule: messenger RNA, 4970 nt
Organism: Antechinus flavipes (yellow-footed antechinus)
Lineage: Eukaryota; Metazoa; Chordata; Mammalia; Dasyuromorphia; Dasyuridae
Product: zinc finger protein 420-like
Exons: 4
Coding region: 327-2042 (571 amino acids)
Biological process (GO): regulation of DNA-templated transcription
Molecular function (GO): DNA-binding transcription factor activity, RNA polymerase II-specific; RNA polymerase II cis-regulatory region sequence-specific DNA binding
Source: RefSeq, a predicted model, not a curated record
CGCAGAGAUGUAGGCGGGGAUGGGGUAGAUUAACGUAGGCGGAGUGUAAGGAGGGAGGUGGACCCCAAUUAUUCUCGGGACAUGCCUUCCCCACGUGACCUGGGCUCCCAGUCUUCAGGCCCGGGCUCCUGGCCGGGGCUGCUCUUGGAUAUCUCUCAUUGGGGCGUCCUAUCUGCCCACAGCCUCCCUAGGAGGCUUCCUCGUCCAGGAUCCUCCUAUCCCCCUCUCCGCCCUCCGCAGUGAUAAGUGGGGCUUCUCAUGGGCCUCAUUUCCUCCCCAGGACCUCGGCCUCUCGUGGCCUCUGCUCUGCCCCCGAGGAGGAGACUAUGGCCUCCGGACUGACCGCCAGGCCAGGCCAGGAAUCGGUGACAUUGCAAGAUGUGACUGUGGAAUUCACCUGGGAGGAGUGGAUGUACUUAAACCCAUCUCAGAAGAAGUUGUACAGGGAGGUGAUGCUGGAGAACUAUAGGAACCUUGUCUCUUUGGGAUUUACAAUUUCCAAACCAGAUGAGAUCUAUCAGUUGGAAAGAAAAGAAACAUCCUGGAUGCCCGAGGCAGAUAAUCCAAAAAGCAGCUGCCCAGGAAGCAAUCAAUUUACUGAAGAGAAGUCUUAUGAAUGUCAUGAAUGUGGGAAGGGAUUCAGGAGUAAGACACAACUUGCUGUGCAUCAGAGUAUUCAUACAAGAAAGAUUCUUUAUGAAUGUAAGGAGUGUGGAAAGGCUUUCCUCUACAAAUCAGAACUUAGUGUACACCAGAGAAUUCACACUGGAGAGAAACCUUAUGAAUGUAGUGAAUGUGGGAAGGCCUUCAAUAGGAAGUCAUAUCUUACUGAACAUCAGAGAAUUCAUAUUGGACAGAAACUUUACAAAUGUAGUGACUGUGGGAAGGGCUUUAAUAGGAAAUCACAUCUUACUGAUCAUCAGAGAAUUCAUACUGGAGAAAAUCACUAUGAAUGUAAAGAAUGUGGGAAGGCUUUCCCUGUAAAGUCAUAUCUUACAAAACAUCAAAGAAAUCAUAGAGCAGAGAAACCUUUUGAAUGUAGUGUUUGUGGGAAGGCCUUCAGGGCUAAGGAGUAUCUUACUGUACAUCAGCGAAUUCAUACAGGAGAGAAACCUUAUGAAUGUAGUGAAUGUGGGAAGGCCUUCAAUAGGAAGUCACAUCUUACUGUACAUCAGAGAAUUCAUAUUGAACACAAACUUUAUAAAUGUAGUAAAUGUGGUAAGACCUUCAGGCAUAAGACACAAUUGACUCUGCAUCAGAGUAUUCAUAAUGGAAAGAUUCUUUAUGAAUGUAAGGAGUGUGGAAAGGUUUUCCUCUACAACUCAGAAUAUGUUCUACAUCAGAGAAUUCAUACUGGAGAGAAACCCUAUGAAUGUAGUGAAUGUGGCAAGGCCUUCAGUAGGAAGUCACAUCUUACUGAACAUCAGAGAAUUCAUACAGGAAAGAAACUUUAUGAAUGUAGUGAAUGUGGCAAAGCCUUUAAUAGGAAGUCACAUCUUACUGAACAUCAGCGAAUCCAUACUGGAGAGAAUCAUUAUGAAUGUAAGGAAUGUGGAAAGGAUUUUCCUCUAAAGUCAUAUCUUAGAAAACAUCAAAGAAAACAUAAAACAGAGAAACUUUAUGAAUGUAUUAUUUGUGGGAAGGCUUUCAAGAAGAACUCGCAUCUUACUGUACAUCAAAGAAUUCAUACUGGAGAGAAACCUUAUCAAUGUAGUGAAUGUGGAAUGGCCUUCAGAAGCAAGGCAAAUAUUACUGUGCAUCAGAGCGUUCAUAAGGGAGAAAAACAUUUUGAAUGUAAGGAGUGUGGAAAAGCUUUCUUUUACAAUUCAGUACUUAUUGUACAUCAAAGAAUUCAUACAGGAGAUAAAUCUUAUAAAUGUAGUAUAUGUGGGAAGGCCUUCUGCCAGAAUGCAAAUCUUGCCGUGCACCAGAGAAUUCAUAAUGGAGACAUACCUUAUGAAUGUAGUGAAUGCAGGAUGGUUUUCAGGGUUAAGAGACAACUUACUCAGCAUCAGAUAAUGCAUACUGGAGAGAAGCCUUAGGAAUAUCAUUAAUGUGGGAAGGUUUUCAGGAGGCAGGCUUAUUUCAUUAUGCAGCAGAGAUUUCAUACUGGUUAAAAUCCUUAUGAAUGAAAAGCAUGUGGGAAGGCUUCCCUUUAAAGUCAUAUCUUAGAAAACUUCAAAGAAAUCAUAGGAUUGAGAAAUCUUAUGUAUGUAUUUAUAAAUGGAAAGGCCUUCAAUAAGGAGUCAUAUCUUACUGUGUAUCAAAAUUCAUACUGGAGAGAAACCUUUUGAAAGUAGUGAAUGUGGGAAGUAAACUAAACUGAGAACACAUCUUUAUGUUCAUCACAGAAUUCAUAUGUGAGAGUUUCCUCAUGAAUGUAAAUAGUGGGAAGACCACCACAAGAAUUCAUGCUGGUGAAGAUCCUUAUGAAUGUGGAAAGAUUUUUAGAAGUGAGCCACAAUUUACUGUACAUCAGAGCGUUUAUACUUGGAAAAAAGUCUUGUGAAUAUGGGAAGGCACAAUUAACUGUGCAUCAAAAAUUUAUACUGAGAAGAUUCUUUAUGAAUAUAAGGAACAUGAGAAAGUCUUCCACUACAACUCAGAGCUUAUUGUACAUCACAGAAUUCAUAUGAAUGUACUCUGUGGAUAGACCUUCCUUCUGAUUUUAGAACUUACUCAACAUUAGAACAUUGAUACUGGAGAGGGACCUUAUGAAUGUAAUGAAUGUGGAAGACCUCCAGACUGAAGACACAGCUUUCUCAGCAUCAACUAAUCUAUUCUGCAUAGAAUCCUUAUGGAUUUUACAAUGUAUGUGGGAAGGCAUUUUGAGUGAGGACGCUAUUCUGGUGUUCAUUGGAGUUCAUCCUUUGCAGAAUCUUUCUGAAUAUAAGGAGUGUGGGAGGGCCCCAUAACUGUCUAGACUGAUUCUGAGUCCUUUCUAAGUUUAGAGUUCUUUUUUAGUCCCUGUGAAGGGAGAUGUUCUUUUCUGUAGAACCAUCUAAAGGAAGAAAGAUUGUAACCUUCCAGUGGCCUUCCACUAUGAAGAGGAUGUGAUAGUUGAGACAGAGGAUUUUGAGUGGGUGGUGGUAUUGGAAUAGCUUUGAUAUUUAACUGAUCCCUGGGUAGGUAGCAUGCAAGAGUCACAUGGUUGACCUCUUGGCUGUCAGAUGCGCAUGGUGUGUGAUAACUUCUCUGCUUAUCUACUGGCCUGCAACCUGGGCAGAGUAGCCAACACUGCUAUAGAUUUCUCCCCAUAGAUUCUCCAGCACAUUGCGGUACCUUGCACGCCUUGGCAUCUGUGCUCAGCUGCUUGCAGUUGGCCUUUCUCCCUCCAUGUCUGAUUGAAACAGAUCUUUUCUGGUGAUCUUUGAAAUUAUCUUCUGCUGGUCAUUUGUUACACUUCCAAUAUUCAUGGUUUCUGCCAGUCUAGAACUAAUUCAGAGGCUGGAUUUGGUAAUUAGUGCGAGGAUCAUGGGAGGUCAGAAAGAAACAUGUGCCAUCUCUCUGACAUCUUGGCUCCGACCCACCCUUGAUGUGUGAUAAAUAUUAGUUGGCUGUGCUUGAGGAAGGUAUCAUAAUCUGAGUUGUAUUCCUGAUGUUGCUGGUACUGUUUCUGCUCAUAUUCAUAGGAUAACUACUGAACCAAACAGAUUUGGAAUCACAUUAAUUUUUCAAAAGCUAUUAAUGGUCUAUUGCAGAUGUUGACAUGAUUUCUGCCCAAUGUUCUGAAUGUCAAAGUAAAAGAAUUCAGUGAAAUGUUGGUAAACAGCAAGGAUAAUUUAUUUUUUUUAAGAUAGCUACAGGCCUUGUUGCCUAAUUAAAGAAGAAUGGGAUUCUCAUUGUGGUCAAAGGAUAUGAAUGGGGAUUUUCAGAAGAAAUAAAAAAGGAGCAGCUAGGUGACACGGUGGAUAGAGCACUAACCCUGAAGUCAAGAGGACCUGAGUUCAAAUCUGGCCUCAGACACUUAAUACUUUCUGGCUGGGUUAACCUGGGCAAAUCACUUAACCCCAAAUGCCUCAGCAAAAAAAUAAAAAAAAUUUAAAAAAAAUAAAAAAAGCAUCAUAGGAAAAAAAUGUUCCAACUUACUGUUGAUUAGAGAAAUGCAAAUAAAAACUCUAAGAUUACUCAUUCUGACAGAUGUGAAAUGUUAUGUGUUGAGAUAAAUGAUUGAUUCUGGAGAAGUUGUAGAAAAAUAAAAACACUAAUGCAAUUUCAUAAGUGUCCCAACUAUUCUGCUGAACAAUUUGGACCUAUGUCCAGAAGCCUAAACUGCAUUCCUAAACUGCAAACCUAAAAAAACUGCAUCCUCUUUUAUCCACACUGCUUGGUUUGUAUGCCAAAGAGAUCAAAGCAAAAAGGAAAUGGACCUAUGUGUAGGAAAAUGUUUUUAGCAGCUCUUUUUGUGGCAGUAUAGGAAAUUGAGGGAAUGUUUAUCAUUUAGGGAGUGGCUGGAUAAAUUGUGGUUUAUGGUUUUAGUGGAAUACUAUUUGAUAUAAGAAAUGAUAGAUAGUAGCUCAGUGGCUUAGUGGAUAGAACAUUGUGCCUGUAGUCAGUAAAUCCUGAAUUCAAAUAUGACUUCAGAUACUUAAUGUCUCUGUGGUUCUGGACAAGUCAUUUAAUCUGUUUGCCUUAAUCUAUUGAAGAAUUUGUAAAACCAUUCCAAGUCUUUGCCAAAGCAGUUUCCAUAAUGGGAUCAGGGACUCCAUUGAAUCACUACACAACAACAUGAGGGGGAUGAUUUCAGAAAAACCUAUGAAGACCCAGUGAAUUGAUAUGGAAUGAAUGAAUUGAGCAGAACCAUAUCGUCUUUGUACAUGGUAACAGCAAUACUGUAAUGGUGAUCAACUGUUAAAGAUUUAGCUACUCUGAUAAUGAUUAUUACAAAGGACUCAUGAUGAAAUACAAUCUAUAUCCAGAGAACAAACUGAUGAAGUCAAUGUAAAUAAAAGUAUAAUUUUUAAAAACUA